UAAAAAGCCCAUUUCACCUCAGUCGAUAGAGAAUUCUGAAGUUAUACCAUCGUUGAUGGACAUAUCAAGUGAUAUCAAACUUACACUGCCUAAUACAGGACCUCUGCUGCCGAAUCCAGCCAACAGCGGGGCCAGCAGUCACACCCAGCUCACCAAUUCCAAUUCCAGUUGGCCAGUAACCGAUGGGUCAGGAUCUCCUGCACCAGGCACAAGUUCUAAAACAGAACUUUCUAAUAGUAGUAAUAAUAGAGCACAGGGUCAUAGAAAUAAAGCCCAGCAGACAGCGAGCACGCCACCUGGUAGUGGUGGAGCCAGUAGUGUUAGUCGUCUGUUUGGCACACAAAGACAGAGGAGCAGUAACUCUCUUGCCAGUAGCACAGAUGAAAGUCUUAUAUCCAAUCAGAUAAACCCUGUAACCAGUAACAGAGCUACAUCGUUGACACCGCCAGGCGAUAGAGAAAAGGGCUCCAUCUCUCCACAGAGUGACCAGUCUGCAAGCAGAGGUCUUCCAGUACCCACACAGCUGGCCAGUCCCAAUCAGCAAGCAUCACCCAAAGCUGGAAGUGUUGCAUCUGUUCCAGCAUCCACACCACCCCUAUCAACACCAACAGUGAAUGCAUCUGUCAAUGGAACACAAAUACAGACUCAGCAACUCCAGCAUGCAGAUCAGUGCUCCAUGAAUGGCAUGGUUGGAGCCAUUGGGUCUAACAGAAGGCCAGGUUCUUCUGAAACUGACAGUAUCCAAGGUCUUUCAUUCUUUGGUAGCAACCUGCUUAACAAUUCUCACACGUCAACACCUGCACAGCCCUCAACAACAGUAUCCUCUUCAGAAAUGCCAAGUGUUUCGCUACCUCAUCAAGAGAUGGCAGAUUCUCUCCCAGUGUCCACAAGCACAGACUGGUCUGCAGCAUUUGGUUUUGAAAACAAAGAGCUCCCACCAGAAGAUGAUCUAGGAUUUGAUCCAUGUGCAGAAUCAUUUAAAGGCCUAGCCGACCUCAUAGAAAAAGAGAAUGGUAUGCAGCAACAGCAGCAGCAGCAGCUCCACCUCUCUCAGCAUCUCCAGAGCAGGCUGGGCUCACCACCACAACAGAUGGGCUUUCCUUCACACACUUUGCUACAUUCACAACACCAGAACAGUGCCCAGUAUUUACAAACCUUGCCACCUGGUUUCUCUCUUUCACAAAUACAACAGCAACAACAACAACAGCAGCAGCAGCAACAUUUUUUCAGACCAGCCAGCUCAAAAAUGCUAGAACUUCUACCCCAGUUUGCCCCUGCUACACACCAGAGAUUCCCACAACAGCCAAAUUACCACAGUCUGCAGAUGGAUCUACAUGUACAGCAUCAGCCACAGCGCGAUUUGUUCACUAUGAAAGAUAUGCAGGAACAGCUACGCUCCAUGUUGCCCAACAUCAACAUCAGCUUUGGUGAUACUCAUCCCCGUCAGAUUCAGCAACACCAGCUCCCUCUGCACCCAUCACAACAGACUCAGCAUAUCAACAAAAGUUGGCAGUUGUCCAAUUCACCAGAAUCCUCUCCUUGGAAUGAUCCAGCAAUAGUUAGCACUAGCCACUUUACAGAUUCUCCAGUUAACAUGUUUCCAGAGACAGCCCCCCACUGGCUGAAAUCUCUGCACCAGCUAACUGAAACAGAAGGCCCAUCUCACAGACUACCUUUUGUGCAACAGUUUCCUUUGUCUGGAGCAGGAGGUUGGCCUACACACACUCACAAUCCUCCCCCUGGCUUCAGAACUGGGGGUCUUGCCAAUCCGCAGACAACAGAUGCUCACAAAAUGACAGAAGUGCUUCAGUGA
Molecule: messenger RNA, 1813 nt
Organism: Candidula unifasciata
Lineage: Eukaryota; Metazoa; Mollusca; Gastropoda; Stylommatophora; Geomitridae
Source: the annotation of a GenBank genome assembly